Molecule: messenger RNA, 1488 nt
Organism: Pararge aegeria (speckled wood butterfly)
Lineage: Eukaryota; Metazoa; Arthropoda; Insecta; Lepidoptera; Nymphalidae
Gene: Ugalt
Product: UDP-N-acetylglucosamine transporter
Exons: 6
Coding region: 122-1261 (379 amino acids)
Biological process (GO): pyrimidine nucleotide-sugar transmembrane transport
Cellular component (GO): Golgi membrane
Molecular function (GO): UDP-galactose transmembrane transporter activity
Source: RefSeq, a predicted model, not a curated record
UUACUAUAAAAUCCAAUAAAGUGAAUCAGAAAUGGUUUGCUACUAGUCUGAAAAUACUUUACCAACCACCACGAUAUCUGCACUGACUAGUGUUGGUAUUUAGAUCAAGUUUGUAGUUCCUAUGAAGUCAAUAGAUGACAUCAAUCUCCAGGAUAGUCAGGCCACACGUGAAGAAAUUGACAAAGAAGAAAUUGUAACUGCAGAGACAAAUUUACAGUCAGAUAUAAACGCUGAGGAUAUGGAUGGUGCUUCAAAGAAAUCUCAAACCUAUAUUCCUAAUAAAAGAGUCAAGUAUGGGAAUAUUAAAUAUGUUAGUCUUGCCAUAUUAACUAUUCAAAAUGCUGCGUUAGGUUUAAGUAUGCGAUAUGCACGAACAAGAGAUGUAGAAAUGUUUGCAUCAACUGCAGCUGUAGUUAUAGCAGAAGUACUAAAGCUAGUAAUAUGUGUUGUUCUUGUAAUAAAUGAAUCAGGUAAUAUACAGAAUGGAGUACAAACAAUGUAUACUACAGUAAUAUUAAAUAUUAAGGAUACUCUUCGUGUUUGUGUACCAUCAUUUUUGUAUGUAAUACAAAACAACUUACUUUAUGUCUCAGCCUCUAAUUUAGACGCAGCUACAUAUCAGGUUACAUAUCAACUUAAACUACUUACAACUGCAUUUUUUGCUGUAUUAGUUUUAAAGAGAAGAUUAAAAAAAUGGCAAUGGGGUGCUUUGGGGUUAUUGGUAGCAGGUGUUGCAUUGGUGCACCUCUCAUCAACAGAGAAGGCUAAAAGUGCAACCUCAGAUAACUUACACAAUCAAUCCAAGUUGCUUGGGUUUGGAGCAGCUCUAGCAGCCUGUUUUAUAUCUGGAUUUGCAGGCAUUUAUUUUGAAAAAGUUCUCAAGGAGUCUGACAUAUCAGUAUGGAUGAGAAAUGUGCAAUUAAGUUUAGCAUCAAUACCUUUUGGAAUUAUUACACAUGUUAUUAGUAGUGGUACAAUCACAGACUUGUUCAAAGGUUUUGAUGGCUUUGUGUGGUAUUUAGUUGUCCUACAGGCCGCCGGUGGUCUUAUAGUUGCAGUUGUAGUGAAAUAUGCUGAUAAUAUUUUAAAAGGAUUUGCGACAUCUGUAGCCAUCAUAAUAUCGUGUAUAGCGUCAAUAUACAUAUUUGAUUUUCAUUUAACAGUACAGUUUGCUGCAGGCACUGUAUUUGUCAUUGGAUCAAUCUUCCUGUAUGGCUAUGUGCCGAAGAAACCGGAAACACGAACAUCAUUAAGUGUAUGAUUGUUUUGUCACAAUUUUUUAAGCUGUUGUAAAUAGAACCUGCCAGUAUGUACUUAUAUUAUUAUAAUUAAUUAUAAAAGUAUUUUUAAUACUCGAAGAAUAAUGACUACUUAUGUAUUAUUUUCAUGAUCUUUAAAUGUAUUCUAUUGCCUAUACUAUUUACUUUUUUUACAAAUAUUUUUAUACAAAUUAAGUGGAACUAAAUAUAUGCACUGUAUUUUGGCAAA